Aethina tumida (small hive beetle) is the source of this 5194-nucleotide messenger RNA. Its product is annotated as breast carcinoma-amplified sequence 3 homolog. Gene Ontology annotation, molecular function: protein binding. The record is from RefSeq and is a predicted model, not a curated record. The transcript is spliced from 11 exons. NCBI's taxonomy places the organism in Eukaryota, Metazoa, Arthropoda, Insecta, Coleoptera, Nitidulidae. Gene Ontology annotation, biological process: autophagy; response to starvation. Gene Ontology annotation, cellular component: cytoplasm. Bases 281 to 3973 code for a protein of 1230 amino acids.
UCUGUUGUUAUGACAGUUGCAAAGUAAAAUUGCUUAACCAGCCUGCUUUGUGUUCGCGUUUAACGGUGUUUGUCUAUUGAUUAUUUACAAGCUACGCGUUCAAACACCAAACAACAAUUAAUUCAACAAUUAAUCGUUGUUCCUAGAUGAGUGCAUUGUUUUAGAAACUCUAUUUUUAAGAAAAUGACGUCACAGUUUGUUUAGACCUUUGUUAUAAUAUGACGCAGUUGUGAUUGAAAUGUUAUGUUAAAAACACGAAUCGCCACGAACAGCAGGGAAAAUGUCGGCGGAGUCGCCACUAAGAUCGUCCGAGACUCGGAGCGUCGGACCUUGCGUGAUCACGCCGCAACAGGUGAACGAUCCCUCGAUCCUCGACAACGUAGCCGGCUUCAUUAACGACGUGGUGCCAAGCGCGUACAACCUACCCCAGGAGUCCAAGGACCAGAUUCAGUGGGCCCACUUUGAGCAAAUCGAAUCCGAAGAGGCAACCACUUCUUCCGAUUUCGACGGCGACAAAGAACUGCCACCGCCACUGGUUCUCGUCCUUGGAUACUCCAAUGGCAUUCAGGUCUGGGGAUUGCCGGCUAACGGGGAGGCCACGGAGAUCUUCUCGUGGAGGCAUGGAAGUGUUCGGGUGAUGAAAGUCCUGCCGAAUCCUUUCGAAAUCGGACAUUCAGAGGCAGAGGAUCAGUUCCACGCCAAGCGACCACUGAUUGCUUUGUGCGAAAGUGCCAAUCCGGGAUCGCAGUUCUGCUCAGUUAACUUUGUCUCCCUCAAAACGGGGGAUCAGGUCAAAGUCAUCAAAUUCAAGAAUCCCGUGUUAGACAUCUUUGCCAACAAGAAAUCCGUGGUCGUGACGUUCGCUGAGAAGAUUGCCGUAUUCGAUGCGUUCACAUUGGAGGAUCGUCUCAGUGUUACGACGUGUUACUUAAGUCCCGGACUGCAACAGAAUCCCAUCGCUUUGGGCUCGAGAUGGAUGGCGUACGCCGAAAAGAAGCUCAAUCAAUCGAAACGGAGCAGCGGCGGUAACGAAGGAGAGGGCCUCCAGAGUUACACAGCUACCGUUUUGCAUGCGGCCAAGAGUUUGGGGAGGGGUUUAAGGGAGUUGGGGGAGUCGGUGGCCAGCAGUUUGACCGGCAGCCAGUCGUAUAAGCCUGGCACUUCUCCGAAUAGUCCUCAAAGCGGCACCAAUGCUGAUAUUCCACAGAAGGGAAUCGUUUCUAUAAUAGAUAUAGAGUCGACCAAUCACACAGACAAAACAGGUUUUCCGGAUGCGGUGAUUGCCCACUUCAUCGCACACACUGAAGCCAUAGUUUGCAUGGAGUUCGACCCGAGCGGAUUGCUGCUGCUAACCGCCGACAAGCGCGGCCACGACUUCCACCUGUUCCGCAUCCAUCCCCAUCCUGCAGGACCGGCCCUUGCGGCCGUGCACCACCUCUACGUUCUGCACCGCGGUGACACUACAGCCCGAGUUCAGGAUAUGUGUUUCUCACCAGAUUCUAGAUGGGUCGCCGUUUCGACGUUGCGAGGCACCACCCACGUCUUUCCCAUCACCCCGUACGGCGGCAACGUGAGCGUCAGGACACACGCGACGCCUCACGUCGUCAACAAAAUGUCUCGAUUUCACAGGUCGGCGGGCCUGACUGCUGAGGGCAGAUCCAACAGUCCGGUGUCGCUGAUCGAUUUGCCGACUUGUUCCAAUUAUCCGUACAACAAUCCCAGGUUCCCGCCGUAUCCGCAUCCGACUAUCAUCAGUCCGCUUGCACAAAUCAGGCAGCCGUUGUACACGCCAAGUCUAUUGAACGUGCCACAAAGAUCCGGUUCAGGUCGACAAAGGAUUCCCUCUUCAUCCGAAGAGAACGUGUCCUUGCGUCUGACGACGUGUUUCGCGCCGCCUCGUGCCUGGAUCGACAACGCACCGGCGAGAGAACCGGGACCCAUCAAAAUCCAGGCCAAACCGGUCGAGUCCUUAUUUGUGAUGUCCUGCAAUGGAUGCCUGGUACAGUAUGACCUCGAUCCGCACCAUUCCGCCUCCAUACCCAAGGAACGGGUGUGCGACGACUCGCCCAUUGAUCUCACCGUUACAGCAAGGGCGCAAUGGAUAUUGCAAAGGCAACCCGGCCACGUUGACAUACCAUUGCCCCUAUCGCCGGAAAAUCUGGCGUUCGUGGCACAAGAACCGCAGUGGUUCAAGAGCUCGAAGCCGGACCACACCGACGAGAGCUGGCUGUCUCAGGUCGAGAUAGUAACGCACGCCGGCCCCCACCGCCGACUCUGGAUGGGACCGCAGUUCACCUUCAAAACCUACACCACUUCCAAUGGAUCUGAACUUUCGAUGGCGUCGAUGGCAGAGGCUUUACCAAUCGACCUGCGACGUUCCAAGCCUGUCAACAUGCCAAUAACUAAGGCGAACGCUGUCCUGAUAGAAUCUAGCUCGGCGAAUAGUUGUGAACAAUCAUUGCUGGACAAUUAUCAGCGUACUUACGAAGAACCUGGUGGCCAGUGCGAGAUCCAGCUGAGGGAGGACCUGGCGGAGGCCAUGCAGGAGUCGCCGUUCGUUAAGGAAACAGGUGGGCGGUGCGUAAUUGUCUCAAUGAAACCACACACGUCGGCGACGGUCGCCAAGGUGGUCAACCCGUUGGGCACGGUGGUGACGGUGCAAUCCGACGAAGAGGCGGAAGUCGUCGACGUGUCCGACGACGUCGUCAUAUUGGAGAACUGCGACGAGGCGCUUUUCAGGCCGGUGGUCACGCCGAAGCCGCUGCACUACACGGAAAGGCCGCGCACUCACUCGCCGGACAAAAUUAUCACCAAGAAUUUGGAGUCGAACACCGAGGUGACGGUUAAGAUACUUACUAAAAAAGAUAAGCUCGCGGAGGCGCCUAAGCCGAUUAAAAAACCGAGAUCGCGUGAGUCGUCGCCGAAAGCGCCGGUUAGCAAGAAAGCUGAGAAGCACACGUCCAACAAAAUCAACAAAGAGUUGAGGCAAAAUGUGAAGACGGAAGAGGCAGUCGAACUUCCCAGAGCGGAAGCAAAGGCUAAAGUGGAAAUAAAACCAAAAGAGGAAAUCAGGCCUCCGAAGCCGGACUUCAAGCCAAAACUCGAUGCUAAAUUUAUCUCUGACUUUUCAGAUCCGUUGGAGCUUCCGGACACGUCAAAUGAGGUGAAACCUAGCGAGGAGCUCUUCGAUAUUCCUAUGCCGAAGCCGUUGGAUUGUAAUUUAUUCGACGAUAUAAUACUAGAUACCAUGAUGAACUUGGACACUAAACUGCCACAACGAGAGAAAUCGAGUGACGAUGUUUUUGAGGACAUAGUCGAGUCUGCUUCUUUUAAAAACAACAAAGAAUCGAGGAGUAAAAGGGAGGAAAAGGUGGAGGUCAUGACAAUGGACGACUCUGUGUCGGAAGAAAGAAGCUUUUCAAAGAAACCUAGGAAACCGAAAGCAAAAUUGGGAGUAAAAAUUGCCACAGUUAACAAGGAAAACAUAGAAAAGACCCUUGAUGACUGCACCACUGACAUAACAUUGGCACCUCCACCAAAAAGAUCUUGGAGCAGCAUUGCUUCCUCCAAGCCAGCAGAGUCUGACAAAGUGUUAAUCGACACCACCGAAAAAGAGAAGAACCUCGAUUUUGUCGAGCACUUUUCCGUAACUCUCCCUCAGAAGUCAUAUUCAUCGUCGGUUACAAACGAUGAUCUGAUUAACAUCGACACACCUCAAGAAGAACAGGUAGAAGCCAGCGAGUCCAUGAACAAUUCGGCAAACUCCGACGACAAUCUAUUAAAAAUCGACAAGUCCUCCGACGAUGAAAAACCAGACACCGGUAGUUCACCAAACGAAACCACCGAAAGCGACGAUUCAGGCAAAUUACAACCGGAAAACGAUCCUAGCGCGGACGACGAUGUGGCGGUGCUUAAAUCGAACGCACCAAUGUCUAAAGCGUCCAAAAGGAAGUUAAAGAAAAAACGAAAAUAACAAAUUGCUCAGCUGCAAGACUUCCGCAAUGACACAUACCUAUAUAAGAUUCUUCAUAUACUCAAGUAUAUUAAGAGUAGCGUUCAAAAGUUGUGUGUGAAGUUGUUGAAACUUCUGUAUUUUAGAAAUCAGUGUUGAUUUGUUCAUUUUAACCGUUUGUUCACGUAGUUAGCGGUGCUAGCGGAUCUUAGCGAAUAUGUAUGUUGAUGUUACUGAAGUAACCAACACUGGUUUAUUGUACUUUUAUUCUUUUUUUAAUUAUAUACGGACUAUUUUUAAAAAUUAGUAUAAUUUUCUAACAUGAACGUAAUGUGAAAACCUUAGGAUGUUUCACAUACUAUGGUCGGUUCAUUUUCAUAAGAUUAAUUAAUAAGUAUUAAUAUUAUUUGUAGUCACUAAUUUAUUAAUGCAAUGCAUAUUAGUUGUUCCGCAUUAUUGUUCUGUAUUUUAGUUCACAAAUAUUUCAGAUGGUGUAAUUAAAGUUUUUUAAACAAUUUUUUAUACAAAAUUUAUUGUGAAACAUCAUAAAGCGACCAUAUUAAUUGACAUCCAUACAAUGACUACUUACAUAUCAUUUUCGAUUAUAAGUAUAAAUGAUAAUUUUUAUUGUGUCCAUAAAACCGAUUAAUUGUAUUGUAAUGUACAUAAUUUUAAUUUAUUGUUUAAUUUUAAGAAUAAUAUAAUUAUCAAAUUACUAAUCAAACAUUUAAACUACAAAAAUGUUACAAAAAUAUUUUGGAUUUUAAAGUUUUAAUUGCGGGUCCACUUAACGAAAUAAUUUUGAACUUGAAUUGUAAUUUUAUCUGAAGUUUCUACAUAGGCGUAUGUAGUUUUAUUGUUCUAUUUAUUUAAAUAUUAUGUGAAAAUUUAACAAAAAAAUUAUUAAAAGGCAGAAAGGAAAAAGCAAAGUAUCUGUAGUUUAAUAAUAUAAUAAGUGUUCAAUUAAGCUUAAACAAAACGCCUUAGCAUUUUUAAGAGGGAUGGUUCAUUGUUGAGAAUUUCGCACCCUAUUUUUAAUAUAAAGCAAUUGUGUGUUAUUGAGUUUUUCAGUGCCUCAAAUUAUCCAAAUUAAAUAAAAAUAAUUAAUAUAACGGGACAUCAAUAUUCACACAGUUUGGUUUCCAGUUGUUUAUCAUGUAUGUUUUAUCUUGUACAUAAAUAUUGUAAAUACAAUAAUUGAUGUAUUGUUUUUGUAGAACCAAAUAUAAAGAUCUCAUACAA